AUGGGUGUGAUCCUUCACAUCAUUGUCGUCGGCUUUCACCACGCGCAUGGCCCCAUUGUCGAGUACGCUUACCCGCCAUUCCCUGGCCAGGCUGAACAGACUUGCUUGACUCGACUAGAAGUGCCUGAGGAAUGGAGUCUUUUGCCCUUCUUGGCCCUCCCAGACGGUAGUCAUCAAAGCGAUGAAGACUUUACAUACUUCCACCUGCCACCCGUCAAGAGCAGGAAGGAUGUUGCCUCAACCCUCUUUGGCAUCUCUUGCAAUCGCCAAAUCUUGACAAAGGAUCUUGUGGUCAAGACAGAUGAUGUCACCCGCAGCUCUGUCCAAAAGGCCAUCGUCGUCCUUGCUACUCAGCCCAUUUUUGGAGUCCUUCGACAGCGAUUGGCGGUAGUCACUGCCGCCUGGUUUGGCCAAAAGGACUUUACUCAGACAGAGAUUCUUGCACUAGUUAAAAAGUUCAAGUACAAGGUCUUGGUCCUCUUAAAGCUACUGCUUCUCGAGAAGAGGGUAGGUCUUGCCGUUAUUUUCUUUGGAUACCCAGUGGAAACCUUGUGCACCUACCAGUACUCCCUCAUGUCGUUGGUGCCGGGAUUGCUAAAGUCACUUCAGGAUACCGGAUCGCCCUUGCUGGACUCUCAGGAAGACUACAUGCGCAGCAUGUCAAAGACGCCAGCCCACUCGACUGACAAGCAAGAACUCUUCAAAUACCUGGGGCUGCCGCUUCACAUUUUUGGCGAGGGCUCAUUCUUUCAGCCAUAUCUGCCUCUCCAACAGAUCGACAUCUUGCAGGACCCUCGCACUAGGAGUUACAUUAUCGGAACCACCAACGCCAUUUUCUUACACAACCGCGACUGCGGUACGGAUGUCAUUGUCAACACUGAGCCAGGAACUAUCGAAUUUCUGCAAGACUCCCUCUCUGGGAUCCUUAGCCUGACAUCAGCCGACCGGAGGUGGAUGGACGAAGUUAUUCAGGCUGUUAACGAAAGUGAGAGCACAGAUUCUCAGACGGAGUAUGCGGGAAGUGACGAUUAUCUGCGCGCAAAAUUUGAAGAGUACAUCUUGACACUUUUAUCGAGCGUCAAGCAUGCCCAAAAAGUCACCCAGACCGAGGAUUCUACCGAAGGCAUGGGCAAUCCCAGUGACCGGGACAUGACGGCGGACUAUGGAACGUACUUCAUCAGGGCAUGGCAGCAGACACCUAACUACCAACUCUGGAAUGACUAUGUGGAUUGGGAGCUGCUGAACGAGAUUGUGGCCCCAGGACACCCCUGCCAAGGCAACUUUUCUCUCGCUCAUGUCCAACGACGCCUCGCGAACCAAUUGAAAGACAUGAGGAUAGACAAGAACUUGGUUCCAUUGAAGCAGUCCUUCUCAAGAGCCAUGACAACGAGCCGCGAGCGGAUCUCUAACGUUUUUGAUUCGGUGUGGCAGGAGUUUGAAAAGUUGCAGCCGGAGGAAGGGCCUCAACCCGCGUCACUAGAGCCAGGAAUCUAUCGCCCUCGGUCAAGAGAACCCUCACUGGCAGAGGGUAAGGGACUUGUCAGGAGCACGUCUACAAAUCGGCGUCGGGAACCUACAGCUCGAUCCAUUCCCGAUCCAGAUGCUACCCCAGACGACGACUCCAACGACGCCAUUUCACCACCAGUAUCAUACAAAUCCUCAUCACGGCGUACAUCUAUGCAACAACAGCCCGCAUCACGGACAAGUUCGGCGGCAGCAUCACCCGUCCCGUCAGUCGCUUCAAGUUUAGGACCAGCCACUGCGGCAACGGCGGCUUUGGGACAGAAGGCGGCCGGGAUGUUUUCGAACGUGUCGAGUUUCUUCCAGACCAAGAAGAAGGAGCUUUUGGAUGCACAGCGGGAGGCGGAGGAGCAGUAUCAGCAGCGGGUGCAUCAGCAUGAGCGCAAGAAGAAGAUUAUGCAGGAACGAGCCCGUGCAACUGCGUCCACUUUUGCGAUCUCUCCUAAACCUGUGGUGGGAGCAGCUAAGGCAAACCCUGGAUCUGGAUCUGGAUCUGGACCCGAUUUAGCGGUGUCACAGCAGCAGCAGCAGAGUGAGCCGGGGCUGUUUUCGUUUGUGACCCCUCGUUCACCGACACGGUCACAGGCAUCGCCCAGGUCUCCUACUUCGCCCAAGGGUGCGCGGUCACCUCUAAGCUUUACUGGGAUGGCAACAGGGUCUCCUGAGCAAGCCGACGCCUCAACAGCAGCAACAACGAGAAAAUCAACCAAUGUGGCUGAUGAAUCGACAAAGCCCGUGCCGAUUGUGUCACCUGUACCUGUACCAGCUACGCCAUCCACUGUUGUAUCACCUAGACUGAGCCGAGGCGGAGAAGUCAUGUCGUCAAUCGGUGGGGGUGGACUCGUCAAGGAUGUCGAUCAGGAAAGCCAACAAGAGAUCGAAAAGGAGCUCUUGGAGGCCUUAGAGACUCUUGAUAACAUUGUUCCGACUCCCCCCUUGGCUUCGCCUUCGGCUUCACGAUUGUCGGCUGUGGCGGCUGCACAACCGGGAUUGACGGCGUUGUUGACACCGACUCCUGAACGGAGUGUGACGCCUGGUGGGGAGUCGUAUUCGCCUUUUUCUGAGGUCUCUGUGCCUUCCUCGCCUGUCAUUGGGGCUACUGAGGCCUCGACAGUGGUGGUGGAUGAUCCCUUGGGAGUCUCGUCAAGUCAGGAGGAAUUGAGGUCGAAAGAUGUUGCAGUUGUUGAUGCAGGCGAUAGUGAAACAGGGUCGUCUACUACUACUGGUGUUAAUGCUGUUGCUUUGGGCGAAGCACUCCUUCCCUGA
This is a messenger RNA of Linnemannia hyalina, 2787 nucleotides long. NCBI's taxonomy places the organism in Eukaryota, Fungi, Mortierellomycota, Mortierellomycetes, Mortierellales, Mortierellaceae. The record is from the annotation of a GenBank genome assembly.